AUGGAGGUUGCACGUGUUGCUGUCGAGGAUGCGCAUAGGCAACAUAUGGAGGCCCUCCGCCAGUUGGAAGAGAACAAGGCGACUGCCCUUGGGUUUGGCCUAGAGCCACGACCACCAGUCAAGGAGUGGAGUCUAGAAGACUUCUUGAAACACCAUCCUGUGAAGUUCAACGGGAAGACAAGCACUAACACAGCAGACCAGUGGCUGAAGGAUCUGGAGAGGAUCUUUGAUGCAAAAACAUGCCCAACGCAGAACAGGUUGGCUUUCACGGUAUACAUGCUCAACGGAGAGGCGGAACACUGGUGGAUCAGUACAAAAUUCAUCUUAGAGGAGAGAGGCAAACCGGUGACGUGGGAGGCCUUUAGGGGGAAAUUCCUCUCGGAAUAUUUCCCAAACAGCGUUCGGUAUGCCAAGGAGGUGGAAUUCCUCCAACUGACCCAGGGAGGGAAGACUGUGACGGACUAUGCUGAGAAGUUCAAGCAUCUCAGCCGCUUCUAUACCUUGCCGCUCAAUGAGGAGUGGAGAUGCCAGAAAUUCGAGAACGGCCUCAGGGGAGAUAUUCGCUUGAUGGUGGCACCCUUCUCCAUCAAGGAUUUUGCUGCUCUAGUAGAGAAGGCCAUAGUAAUGGCGAAGAUGACGAAUGAGGUAGAGGGUCAACGACCUCAGCAGCCUCAGAGGAUUGGUGAGCCACCUAGGUCCAAGCCCAAACAUGACGAGCGGAGGAGACCAUACGACCGACCUCACCAUCAGCCUCAAGGGUCUAGGGGUCUUCCGCCCCAGUAG
Vigna unguiculata (cowpea) is the source of this 783-nucleotide messenger RNA. Lineage: Eukaryota; Viridiplantae; Streptophyta; Magnoliopsida; Fabales; Fabaceae. The record is from RefSeq and is a predicted model, not a curated record.